AUGAGCCGACUUCCCCCAAGCAUGUGGUGUGAUCGUCCGAUUGGUUAUAACUCAUCUUAUCCAUUAAGAUGCUGGGUGCUUCUGUCUGAUUGGUCAGCUCUUGAUCCAAUCCGUUUCUGCAUCUCUCCACUUGCUUCUCAUCCACUCCUGAAGCUUCUCCUCUCUCUCAGUGCUGGGUGUCUCUCCCUGAUAGCAUUAGGUCUUCUUGGAGUUUAUCCACGCCCUCUCUCCUCCAUAGCAGCUGGUGUCGUUGCCCAAUUGGUUUAG
Molecule: messenger RNA, 267 nt
Organism: Microthlaspi erraticum
Lineage: Eukaryota; Viridiplantae; Streptophyta; Magnoliopsida; Brassicales; Brassicaceae
Source: the annotation of a GenBank genome assembly